GUGUUUCACGGAGGAAAGAGCUCGUUUGACGCUCACACGAAGUCAUAAAAAUUUAUAUAUGCUCGCACUGGAAAUCUUGAGAAAUGUCUGCUUCUAAAGUGAAAAUGCGAGAAAAGAAGAUGAGGAAUCAGCCUGCCAGCGUGCAGUAUUCAUCUGAUGUUGGUAUGCAGAGCAGCUCACAAAACUUUUACCGAGGAAGAGGUCAGCCUUUCACAGGUGGUGGACCAUCCUAUAUGAAUCCUUCUAAAAUGCUGAAAGGACCCCCCCAAACUGGAUGGGUUCGUGGACAUCACAAAGGUGGUGGUGGUUACUCCAGAGAGAUGCCGAAGUUCAUCACUGCUGGAGCUUUUGCCAGAGCCAGGGCUGCAGAGGUGCGCGCCAUGCUUAAAGCCGUUACCAAGACAACAGCCAGCAGCCACGUGUUUCAAGCUCUGCCCAAACACAUGAGGCGACGGGCCAUGAGCCACAACACCAACCGUCUUCCUCGCCGACUGAGAGACAUGGCCAACAGAAUGCGGGAGAAGGGCCUCCAGGCCAGCUCAAAGAAGAAAGAACCUGCAAAAAACAAAAGCCGCAAAGCUCGCCGGCGGCACGGAAACCUGCUGCUGGAGUUCAAUCGUCGUCAGAGGAAGAACAUUUGGCUGGAGACGCACAUUUGGCACGCCAAGCGCUUCCACAUGGUUAAGAAGUGGGGUUACUGCCUCGGGGACAGACCCACAAGUAAAUGUUAUCGACCAUGCUACAGAGCCAUGAGCAGCCACUGCCUCCUACAGGAUCUUUCUUAUUAUUGCUGCAUUGAGCUGAAGGGUGAAGAAGACAAGUUGCUGGCUGCUCUGUCACAGCUCACCAACAAGGAGGCAGGUCCUACUUUUGCUGCAGGCCUGUGUCUGUCAGGUUGCAGACAGGGCAGUGUUACAGUGUACAGAGCAGGACUGUACCCCUCUCAGCCCCUGGGCCCUGUCACCUUUCUCUGGAGGCCACAAACACAAGGUGCAACUCACCGGCAGCUGUGGAUUUGGGCUCAUCCCACUCUGAAGCAGGAUCUUCUCCCAGAAUUACAAAGCGUGUGCCAGUGUCAUGAGGCUGUGGUUCCCCCAGUUGUACCAGAGGUUCCAGAUGCAGAGGUGAAUGAUGCCCCACAGCCAGAGUCAAAGCCUGAAAACACGUCUGAAGAAAAGCUGAAACGUGGAACCAAAAGGAAGAGGAGCUCUAAGGGCACCAGUGAGCCUACUGUGAAGAAGAUUCUGGGAAAUGGAACCAGAUUACCUGGCACUCCAGUGACCUGGAAGUCCUGCUCAACUGGGAUUGUUAUAAAUGAUCUCACAAUGGAGAUUGUACGUUAUCGCCUGAUUGGGCCUCAGUCCCAUUCUGUGCUGACUGACACUUUAGAAGCAGCCACAGUCUGUCAUGAACUGACUCAGUCCCAGUCCUCCCCCCUCUGGUGGCCUCAGCACUGCACAGAUGAGAACAAAAUGAGCCUGCAUCACCAACAAGCAGACGUUUUUCACCUACUGAAAGGCAUCUUUUCAACUGGAGAGCUCCCCCCAGGCGUAGUGCUGGGCCUGACUGUGGACGACCCCAGGCUGACUUUACCCAGAAAGAAGUGCAAAGUUUUGCCGUGUGUAAGCCAGGCUCAAGAGGGUGAUGAGAAGAGGAGGGAGCUGAUGUUGAGAGGAGUCCCAGCACCAUGCUGUCAGAGUUUUCUGUGGGAGGAGUCUGUUCGUGACAACGUCACAGACAACAAGAUAUCUGAGCAGAAUUUGAACCAUAUGAGGAGUGACAUGCUGGUGCCUGGCUCCAGGCUGAGCCCCACCCCCCCACAGGGCCGAGUUCCCAUUUUACUGGUCCAUCAGCCUGGAAAGCAACUGGGAAAUGAGAUGAGCUCCUGGGGUGCUGGAUGGGACCUGCUCCUUCCAAAGGGCUGGGGCAUGGCCUUCUGGGUCCCACUGGUGUACAGAGGAGUGCGUGUGGCUGGGCUUCACAUGAGUUUAAAACACUCCCAAAAUAAAGCUGUUCCUCACUUCCCCCAUGACUAUCCUGACUGUCCUGCAGGCGUUCGCUUUCAGGACGAGCAGGAGGCUGAGUUCUUGGACAAAUUCAAACGGCGUCCACCAGCCAAAAGGACCAAUUACAUUAAACAUGGCUGUCUGGCUCCUUUCCGUUGCCCUUGGCAACAGCUGGCAGAGGAGUGGGAACUCCUUAUUAAAGAGGAUGGGCAGAUACAAAGCACAACAAAAACAGAUGCUUUGGUAGAGGAGAUGACAUCACAACAAAACAUCGCCAUGACUAAAACUCCGAGCUGUUUUACUGUUCUCAGGAACAGGAAGUCUCUGAGGCUUCUGUCUGCUUGGUGCAGACCCACGACAUCAAAAGGACAGAGGCUGUGUCGUGCUGUGAAGGUGCCCCCCCUCAGCCGGCCUGCGGCGACAGCUUUCCUUGCAGCUCAUGGGUCGAGUCUGGUGUGGGUGCGCCUGUCGCUGUUCUCCAAAGGAAAACCGGAAAUCCAUGCCAUGGUGUGUGUACCGAAUGCAGAAGACCUGAAACUGCUUGUCAGGAACCCAGUAGAUGGAGAUCCCCAGGAGCUUCCACAUAGAGACCAUUUUAAAAGCAGAAUCAAACGUCAGAAGAAAGGCUCCAAGAAAACAGCUACCUGCUCUUUAUCUACUCAUGAGCCUGAAGGCAAAGACCUUCUGUCUGCUCCGCUCACAUCCACAGCUCCCCAGUCUUCCUCAGACCUGAUCUUUGGGCUGUGGCCUGAUCCUCUGCCAAGUGUCACGUCUCACUGCUCUCGGGUGACUCUGGGCUGGGUGACUCAGGGGGACUUCUCACUGUCUGCAGGAUGUGGGGAGGCUCUCGGCUUUGUUAGUGUCACAGGUCUCCUCCACACCCUGCUCCAGCAGGCAGACGAACACAGAGGAACGCUGCUGAUGCGCAACCCCAACUCCCUGCGCUACCGCCUCACUAAGGCCAACAUCGAGGUGUGAUCCAAACACACCGACCUGUACAAACUGGAGCCUAAAACUGCAGCAGCUUGAACAUGCAGCCAGUCGAGUCACUUCAAGUUUAAUCUAAAACUUGUGCCUUUGAUGACGACGUGCCCAAAACCAACACACCUGGUACUUUUUUCACUUGUACACAUCCUCAUUG
Messenger RNA from Nematolebias whitei (Rio pearlfish), 3147 nucleotides. It is a transcript of the gene pop1, whose product is annotated as POP1 homolog, ribonuclease P/MRP subunit. The transcript is spliced from 16 exons. NCBI's taxonomy places the organism in Eukaryota, Metazoa, Chordata, Actinopteri, Cyprinodontiformes, Rivulidae. The record is from RefSeq and is a predicted model, not a curated record. The coding region runs from base 84 to 2984 and encodes 966 amino acids. Gene Ontology annotation, biological process: tRNA 5'-leader removal. Gene Ontology annotation, cellular component: ribonuclease MRP complex; nucleolar ribonuclease P complex.